This is a messenger RNA of Colletotrichum truncatum, 1686 nucleotides long. RefSeq names its product transporter YIL166C-like protein 3. Gene Ontology annotation, biological process: transmembrane transport. Gene Ontology annotation, molecular function: transmembrane transporter activity. The record is from RefSeq and is a predicted model, not a curated record. Gene Ontology annotation, cellular component: membrane. NCBI's taxonomy places the organism in Eukaryota, Fungi, Ascomycota, Sordariomycetes, Glomerellales, Glomerellaceae.
AUGGCAACGGUCCUAGCAAAAGACCCUUUUCGAAAGGGUGAUGCUUCGGUAGCAUCGAUGUCUAUGGAGGAUAUUCCUCCUUUAGGCGCACCCAAAGAGGAGAAACGAUUUUGGUUCCAACGAGAUGAGUUCUACGAUCCUUUCGCCAUCGCUACGCAGGCUAGCGUUUUUGAUGACCCAGAUACGGCUGAACAGUACCAACCUCGGAAGGACUGGGAAAACAUUCACCGUUUUGAUCCAUUAGCUAGAUGGACAUGGGCAGAAGAAUAUGCCUUGGUCCGAAAGGUUGAUUUUCGUAUACUGGCUUGGGCUUGCAUUAUGUUUAUGGCGCUUGAACUUGACAGGGCCAAUAUCAGCCAAGCAAACACUGACAAUAUGCUGGGGGAUCUUAAUAUGACCACUGAUGAUUUCAAUCUUGGAAACACCGUCUUCAAAUUAGCCUUUCUUUGUGCUGAGUUACCAUCACAGCUUGUAUCCAAAUGGGUCGGCCCAGAUCGAUGGAUACCUGCACAAAUGGUGUUGUGGAGCAUAGUGGCCAGCUCUCAAUUCUGGCUCGCUGGGCGUGACUCCUUCCUUACCUGCCGUGCGAUAUUGGGUUUGCUACAAGGAGGCUUUAUUCCUGACGUCAUUCUGUACCUGUCAUACUUCUACAAACACCACGAGCUCUCCCUACGACUUGGGCUUUUCUGGACUGCGAUGAGCACCGCUGACAUACUCUCGGCACUUCUCGCAUACGGGUUACUUCACAUGCGCGGCCUUCAAGGACACGCUGGAUGGAGAUGGUUGUUUCUCAUCGAAGGGCUCAUGACUCUUUUCAUUGGUAUCUUCGGGUUUCUCCUUAUGCCCGCUGGGCCCUGCCAGACUGCCAGUUGGUUUCGUGGCAGGAAUGGCUGGUUCUCAGAAAGAGAGGAAAUAGUCCUCGUCAACAGGGUGAUUCGAGAAGACCCUAGCAAGAGUAGUAUGCACAAUCGCGAGCCGGUCACCCCACGUCUUCUGUGGGAGAGCAUCCGAGACUACGAUUUGUGGCCGCUCUACAUAUUAGGUCUUACCUUUCAGAUCCCAAUGACGCCGCCGCAUCAGUAUCUUACCUUGACGCUGCGCAACUUGGGCUUUGGUACCUUCCAAGCCAACUUGCUCUCUAUCCCGUACACAGUCGGACACAUGAUGACUAUGCUUGCGAUCACAUACCUCGCUGAGGUCUUCAAAGAACUUACAUUCAUCUCUAUGUCAGGUCAGGUGUGGGCCUUGCCUUUCUUGAUAUACCUCAAUGUGGUCGAUACAACGGAAGUCAACAAAUGGGUUCUUUACGCAGUAAUAUCUUUGUUACUAAUUUACCCCAACGCUCAUCCUAUUCAAGUGGGAUGGAAUAGUCGAAAUUCGAAUAAUGUUGGGUCCCGAACAGUCUCUGCCGCCUGUUAUAAUAUGUUUGUCCAAGCCAGUGGUAUAAUUUCCUCCAAUAUUUAUCGCUCCGAUGACGCACCUCUAUACAGGAGGGGCAAUAGAGUGCUCCUCGGGGUUGUCUGCAUGAACUUGGUGCUAUAUCCUCUCGUCAAGAGUUACUACGUAUACCGUAAUAAAAGAAGGGACCGGAAAUGGAACGGCAUGUCACAAGAUCAAAGACUUGCUUACCUGGCUACCACCAAAGAUGAAGGCAGCAAAAGACUGGACUUCCGUUUUAGCCACUGA